UCUUGAGAACGAGGUUAAACAUGGCGGCGGUGGCGGCUCUUAGGGGUUUAAAAGAUGUGGCACUUCGUACUAUAGACAACUUGGCGUCUGAACUUUAUGAGCUGAACCAGAAGAUUUGGAAAAAGCCAGAACUUGGUUACCAAGAAAAGUAUGCGCAUGAAGUGUUAACUAAAUUCUUAAGUGAUAAGGGAUUCGAGGUAACACCCCAUCAUACUCUGGAUACGGCAUUCCGAGCAGCCAGUGGUCGAUGUACCAGACGAGUUGUAGGGUUUAUUUGUGAGUACGAUGCUUUACCUGGUAUAGGGCAUGCUUGUGGUCAUAACCUGAUCGCCGAGGUUGGGGUAGGUGCCGCACUGGGUGUGAAGGCAGCACUUGAUGCAAUUAAGCAAGACCUGGGGAAAGUUGUAGUUCUUGGAACUCCAGCAGAAGAAGGUGGUGGAGGCAAAAUUAAAAUGAUUGAAAAUGGUUGCUUUGAGGAAGUAGAUUUUUGUUUGAUGGCUCAUCCUAAAUCUUUUAGCUGUAUUUAUCCAACAUGCUUGGCAAUGCAAGCUGUUCAGGUCACAUAUCAUGGAGUAUCCUCCCAUGCAAGCGCUUUCCCUUGGGAGGGUGUUAAUGCAUUGGAUGCUGCUGUCAUGGCUUAUAAUGCUGUCAGUGUUUUGCGGCAGCAGCUCAAACCAACAUGGCGUCUACAUGGUGUCAUCACAGAUGGAGGAAAUAAGCCAAACAUUAUUCCUGAAAAGGCUUCAUUGGCAUAUUAUGUGAGAACUCCAACUGAGGAAGAAUUAAUGGUUCUUCGUAGCAAAGCACAUAGAUGUUUCGAGUCUGCUGCUCAGGCCACUGGUUGCACUGUGGACAUUCAUUGGGAUUCUAUGUUCUAUUCCAACUUGGCAACCAAUAAACAGCUUGCAGAGCUCUAUGGAGCAAAUGCACAGGACUUUGGCUUAACAUUUCCACCACGUGAAGAACAAGUAAAGGCAUCAUUUGGUUCCACAGACAUGGGAAAUGUGUCACAUGUUAAACCUUCCAUUCACCCAUACUUUGACAUUGAAACAUCUGCUGCAAAUCACACUCAUGAGUUUACUACAGCAUCAGGGAGGACAGAAGCUCAUGAUAGGGCAGUUAUUCAAGCUAAAGUCAUGGCCAUGACAGCAUUAGAUGUGCUGUGUGAUGAUCAGGCCUGGGAAGAAAUUGUGGCUGACUUUGAGAAAGUUCAUGGAAGGAUGAAACCUAGGCUGACAUGAGCUGUAAUGUCUAAACACACAAGAAUCAUUAAUCUUAAAUGUAUUAGCUCAGGAAGUGAUUGAUAGAUAAAAACCUCUUCUAUCUCAGGUCAGCCCAAUUGUAAUGCUGCUGUUAUGAGGGAGGGAAGAGGUAAAAAGAUGAAUUUCGAGAGGAAUUGAGGAAAAUGCGUUUGAUAUGCAAAAAACGAUCGAAACUUUAUGAUAUCAUGAAAUUUGAACAAAAUAAAAUAUAUACUGUGGAUCUAGGAACAGAAUACAAUGCAGGGAAAUAGAGAUAAAUUAUUGUGAAAAGGUCGAAUCAUUACAAUCAUCAUGGGCAUUACCAAUCUGAGGAAUUGCACAACAGCUUUGAUAAAGGAAAUUGUUAACAAUUUUGUCAUAAACUUGGCUUACAUUUUUCCUUUAUGCAUCUUUAGGCAAGCUGGAAAUGAAGUUUGUUCUGUAGGCCAAGUAGGAAAUCUGACAGAUUUCUCUGUUAUUUAUUGUUAGUUUUUUUUAGACCUGACAGUGCACAUCGCAGUAUUGAAACUAUUUAAAACUAAUUAACCAAUAGAAACUUCCCUUGAAAUUAUUCAGUCACAGCAAGUAAUUAAAAAAAAAAAAACAAACAAAAGGUCAUCCACCACAAGGGAGCUCCAGAGAUGUUUUAUGUUUGAUUAAUGCCCUUUUUCUUUACUAGUCACCUACGCUCACUGUGAUGAAACUAAAGGUGAGACAUGCUAGGCAAAUAUGAAUUAGUUAGGAAGCACUAAACAUGUAUACACUGAUGAUGCAAUGAAUAGUUGCACGUUGGUAUAAAAUACUGCAAAAUAAAUAACAUUGGGCUUUAAUGUGGGAAAUUUCCUGUGCCAGUUGAACAAUGGCCUAAAAUGUAAAGUUUUAGUGAAAAUAGUGACAUAAAGUUAGCAAUUGAAACGGAAAUUCUGUUUCUUUCCCGUCAUUAUUAUUAUUAUUGUUAUUAUUAUUAUUAUUUAUCUAUAAAUCUAGUUAAAUUCUUUGAAUUAAUGAGAAAAUAUCAAUCAUUCUUUUGUAAUGUAUUUAGUGACAAAUUCAUAUAAAAAAUUCAUUGUGUAAUUCAUUGUAUAAAUAGGUACUGGAGGGGAUCAGUGGAAACAUUAAGAGUUAUGUUGUGGAAUGUGUAAACGAACGCCUUGUACAGCGAAAGAAACAAAAUAAGACUUAGCAUUACCUGUUGUAGAGGGAAUCUAUCAGGAGGGAGCGAAAUUAUAGAAAAGAAAAAUUAUGUAGA
Pocillopora damicornis (cauliflower coral) is the source of this 2490-nucleotide messenger RNA. RefSeq names its product peptidase M20 domain-containing protein 2. Gene Ontology annotation, molecular function: dipeptidase activity. The record is from RefSeq and is a predicted model, not a curated record. NCBI's taxonomy places the organism in Eukaryota, Metazoa, Cnidaria, Anthozoa, Scleractinia, Pocilloporidae.